AUGGAAAGCUGUCGACGGUAUGCUAACACAAAAGUACUUCACUAUGUUACAGGUGGAAUACCUGAAAAGAUUGGGAACCUUCACAAAUUGGAGGAGCUUCAUUUACACAACAAUACAUUAUCGGGUUCCAUACCAGCAACAAUUUUUAACAUCUCAUCUCUCAAAACAAUUCAACUCUGCCAGAACAAGUUUUCAGGAACUAUUCCUUUGACAAUGAGUAAUAAGCUAAGCAAUCUGCAGUAUUUUAAUAUUUACAAUAAUUUCUUGAGUGGAGUUAUACCUAGCUUCAUCUCAAAUGCUUCUCGGCUAGUUACUUUGUCGCUUGACAAUAAUGAGCUUACAGGUUCAAUCCCCGACUCUUUAGGAAGUUUAAGAAAUCUAGAAUAUCUAAACUUGGCUUUCAACAAGCUGUCAAGUGAACCCUCAUCUCCAGAAUUAAGCAUUUUCACUUUCUUGAUGACUUGGAGAUUCUUGAAAUAUCUAGGAGUGGAUCAGAAUCCUCUAAAUGGUUUUCUACCUGCUUCUUUUUCUAACUAUUCGACUCUGGAACACUUGAAUGCAUUCAGUUGUAAAAUCAAAGGAAACAUCCCAGUCGGAAUCAGCAAUUUGAGCAGUUUACUAGUUCUAGAUUUUUCAGGUAAUGAAUUGAUUGGAUCUGUCCCAAGAACUAUGCAUAGUCUGGCAAAUCUUCAGAUGUUUUACUUGGACUCCAAUCAAGUAAGAGAUGUCUUGGACAUUUUCUGUGGAUUACAUAGUUUGGGGUUGUUAGACUUGAGCCAAAAUCAAUUCUUUGGUAGUAUUCCAGAAUGCUUAGGAAAUAUGACAAAUUUGAGACAAAUUUUUCUAGACUCCAACAGGUUGACUUCCGUGAUACCUGCUAAACUAUUGAGCAUGAAAAAUCUCGAAAUUCUCAACCUUUCAUCAAAUUUCAUAAGUGGAUCGUUACCUUUGGAGAUUGGGAACCUCAAAGCAACGUACAGUUUGGAUCUCUCGGCUAAUCAAUUGUUAGGCAUUAUUCCUACUACAAUUGGGGAGCUGCAAGCUUUACAGAAUCUUUCAUUGGCAAAAAAUAAUUUGCAGGGCUCUAUACCAGAAUCAUUUAGCCAUAUGGUCAGCUUGGAAUUCUUGGACCUUUCACACAAUAAUCUCUCCGGCGUGAUACCCAAGUCAAUGGAGGCACUCAAAUCUCUCAAGGAAUGCAAUGUUUCUUUUAAUAGAUUAAGCGGCGAAAUUCCUCGAGACGGUCCCUUCAGAAACUUUACAGGUCAAUUGUUCAUGAACAACGAAGGACUCUGUGGUGACCCAAGGCUUGGUGUUCCACCAUGUCAGUGUAAUUCAAGAAAAAGAAAGGUACUUGUCAUUAGUCUAUCAGUGAUUGCAGCAAUAAUGAUAAUAGCAAUUGUAGCAAUAUUGGUUCUAAGGUGGUUGAAGGAGCCAAAGGGUUCAGGUGGAACAGAGUUGAUGUCAGUGGCAAAAUAUGAAAGAUUUUCCUACUAUGACCUUUUGCACUCAACUGAUAACUAUAGUGAAAGCAAUUUGCUUGGAGAAGGGAGCUUUGGUUCUGUUUACAAAGGUAUCCUAAGUGAUGGCAUUGUUGUGGCUAUCAAGGUAUUCAACUUGCAAGUGGAAGGUGCAUUAAAAAGCUUUGAUAGAGAAUGCGAGGUACUAAGGAGUUUACGCCAUCGAAAUCUUACAAUGGUGCUCGGUAGCUGCUCCAACCCUGAUUUUAAAGCCUUGGUACUCAAAUACAUGCCUAAUGGGAAUCUUGAUAAGUGGUUGCACUUUCGUGACCAUUUCUUAGAUCUAUUUCAAAGAGUAAAUAUAAUGAUUGAUGUUGCUUGUGCAUUGGAAUAUCUACAUUAUGGUUAUGAUACUCCUGUGAUAUGGUUGCUCAUGUAA
This is a messenger RNA of Coffea eugenioides, 1899 nucleotides long. RefSeq names its product probable LRR receptor-like serine/threonine-protein kinase At3g47570. The transcript has 2 exons. Gene Ontology annotation, molecular function: protein kinase activity; ATP binding; protein binding. The record is from RefSeq and is a predicted model, not a curated record. Lineage: Eukaryota; Viridiplantae; Streptophyta; Magnoliopsida; Gentianales; Rubiaceae. Gene Ontology annotation, biological process: protein phosphorylation. Bases 1 to 1899 code for a protein of 632 amino acids.